Messenger RNA from Rhipicephalus microplus (southern cattle tick), 2074 nucleotides. Its product is annotated as lactosylceramide 4-alpha-galactosyltransferase-like. Gene Ontology annotation, molecular function: hexosyltransferase activity. The record is from RefSeq and is a predicted model, not a curated record. Lineage: Eukaryota; Metazoa; Arthropoda; Arachnida; Ixodida; Ixodidae. Gene Ontology annotation, biological process: glycosphingolipid biosynthetic process.
CGUCGAUGUUGUGCCCGUAGAUCAACACAUCGCCGAGAUGGUGCUUCGGAAAGUUGCACUCAACAUCGACGGCAUCUCUGGCGCGCCUAUCAGUUGGUGACUAUGUGGCGAAUUGAAAACGCCUGGUGUAAAACGGCAACAGCCUUCGCACUUCUUCUUUUGGUUUUGAUGGCUUGGGUUUACCAAGUCUAUUUGCCGACCCCUGCAGGUAUCACCAAUUUUCCUCUACUGUCAAAGUGUCUCCAGCGACACCAAUCCAUCAUUUCUGACGUCAUCAUUCAUACCGAUGACAUCAUAAUAUGGUUUGUCGAGAGCUCAAAUGAAACUUGCCUAAAGGGUCGCCAGGCAUGCUCCAUCGAGUCAGCUUCGUUGCACAACCCAAUUGCACGUGUCAUUCUGCUGACCACAGGCCAGCUAUCUGCAGACUGUGACUAUUAUAAGGCGUUGUCCUCGCUGGAAAACUUUGCUAGCUUCAAACCUAAUUUGACGGACACAUUUAGUGACACUCCUAUAUAUUCUUGGUACAAGUCCCGAAACUGGACCAUGGGCCCUUAUCGGAUAGAAGAUCUCAGUGACGGCAUCAGACUAGCAGUAUUGUGGAAGUAUGGCGGAAUCUACCUAGACCUUGAUGUCAUUGUGCUUAACAGCCUUCUAGAACUAAACAACAGCGUAAUGUUCGAAGUCACUGGCCAACUGACUAACAGCGUGCUAUAUUUUCAUAAGGCACAUCCAUUCAUUGGUGAAGCGCUCAAGAGGUGCGCUGAAGAGUACAGCGCUGUUCGUUGGGGUAGCUGUGGCCCAUCGCUCUUGGGACGGGUCUACUACUCAUGGAGCAAUGGGAGAAAAGUGGUCCGGUUUAGAGAGCGCGAAACAUUUUUUGCGAUUGGAUACGAUGCUUGGAUGUCGUUUUUCCAGCCCAGCAAAACUGGUUCGGUGUUUGAGGCUGUAGCAAACAGCUAUGGCGUCCACCUGUGGAACAAAUUGAGCCAUGGUGUGAGAAAUGUUGUUGGAUCCGGGUCAGCCCUUGAUGUAAUGGCCAGGUUCAACUGCCCUACUGUGUACACAAUAAUGAAGUCGAAAAAAUUCUUCUGACGGUUUCUUUCAUCACUGCACAUUGAGUAGUAUGAUUGUUUCAUCUUACUUUCAAAUGAGAUCAAGCAUAAUGCUCAUACGUAUAUUGUUUGUGCUGUCGAUCGUGUGUUUUGCAUGAGUUCACGUGUUUUUCGUGGAAUUGUCUCAGGGUCUCAGGGUUAUAGCUGAUCGCAACAGCAUAGGAGAGGCCAGAAUGGUGAAGGAACGGGUGCAUUUCAACUCAUUGUUCACUCAAAAAAAUGAGAAGUGACAACCAUCUAUGCGUAAAGUCGGUCUGUGACAAGUUGACAUCUCUACGAAUAGGCAAGUUAUACAUCAUAAAGAAACUAGUAUGAGACACUGGAAAAGUGCCACUUCAGUGAAGCAAAUGAAUAACGGAAGAGAGGUGACUCUGUGUGAGCGUAUUGAAUAAAAAAUGCAGACCAAACAUAAUAACACAAAAAUACGUGCUAACAGAAAAGUUUAAACUUUGAAGAAAAUUGUAAUCGUAAAUAGAAAGCUAGAAUAAAAUAAAUAUUUUUUACUUUACCUAAUAAUACAGAUAAUUACCUAACACAAUUAAAUGUGUACAAAUGAAACAAUAUAUUAGGCAAUUGGAGGCUUGACGACACAACAGAGGUUUAAAGAGACCUUCUGUUACAAUUGUGUUUGUGUAUCGCUAGCUACAACACGAUAUGCACGUGUUCUGUUGUAGCUAAAGAGACAAGACGACAAUUUUGAUGAAGAGAGUCUUGCGCGUUUCGACUGUGCGGCAUUUGAGUGUAUUCUUCUGGUUGAGUAAAGCAAUCUUUUUAUUACGAUGUCUCCUGUGCUUCAAGGACGCCACGAAAACAAUAUUUGUGAGGAGUAGGUUUGAGUACGGUUGACCACAAUGAAAACAGAAAUGGUCAAGUGUAAGAAAGCGUGCACUGUUAACUGUUAUACAUUCUCAAGUGACACAUGUACAAAGGAGAUGAUACAUAAUAAAUAUUAACCGAACGAA